This is a messenger RNA of Stegodyphus dumicola, 3509 nucleotides long. RefSeq lists its product as uncharacterized. Lineage: Eukaryota; Metazoa; Arthropoda; Arachnida; Araneae; Eresidae. Gene Ontology annotation, molecular function: protein binding. Gene Ontology annotation, cellular component: plasma membrane. The record is from RefSeq and is a predicted model, not a curated record.
UUGAGUGAACGUAGAUCGCCAACCUGUACGCUCACAUUCGUCGCUGCAGGAGGCAGGUAUGGAGAGCGCAUCGAAAUCACUUUCUUAUCGUUCCAGAUUGGGAUCUUCGAGCUGGAUAGAUCCACUUGCCUGCGUGGCUAUAUGGAAGUGGAGGAAAAUAACCCGGUUGCAAAAAAGAGAAGAUCUCGUAGUCGACCAAAAAAGAAAAGCUCACCGAGGGUGAAGGGUCCACCUCUACGAGCGCCAUCGGGUUCUUUCUGUGGGCCUCUCAUAGGAGAAUCUGCGACAUUCUACAGCAUGGGCGACAGUGUUAAAUUGACAGUAUUCGUACCUCCACAAGGUGCAGCUGGACAACCUGUGGUACCUCGCCUGUAUCUCACGUACCGAUUUUUGCGAAAGGAUAGUAUUGAACAGUCUUCCCAUAUCAGUAGAGGAGUAGUCGCUGCUUCGAAGUGUGGUUCGGUGCUCACGAAUUGUCAUUUUCGACACUGCAUCAUAAGGUCGCCGAAUUUCCCAGGUUUCUAUUUACGCAACAUAUCCUGUAGAUACUGGGUACGUCAAGACUCAGCACCCCCCGGCAAAGUAGCACAAAUUGAAGUACAUCAAGAGAACGAAUUCAAGAUCAAUGUACCCCGAGGCCACACCAAUAAUGACCGCUAUAAGCCCGGCACUCUUACAUCGGAGUGCGCUGGAGACGUCAUCAAAAUCUUCGAUGGUAGAACUUCAGAAGCUCCUCUCUUGGCAGAAUUUUGUGGAGCUGGACCACUACCAGUGAUCCGAUCCAGUGGACCGAAUAUGAUGAUCCAGCUGGUCAGUGUUCCUUCCCAGCCGCUUGCCAAUUCUCAUUUUGAGCUCGCCGUCCGAAUUCAUUUCGCCCGAAACAAAGGCCUUCGAGUUGCUUCCGAAGGUUGCUCUGUAACGGUCGAUGGAGGCAGACAUCCGGUAGGGAUACUCAGCCUGCCGGACCAUUCCGUCCCAUCAGGUACGAUUUGCACUUAUCGAGUAAUAGGGCGGAAACCGACAGAUAGAGUUUGGCUGUACUUUGCUUCUUAUCACGUGCCUGAUCUCCAUCCAUGGUCGGAUGAUGAACAUUGUGACGUUGGAAAAUUAGAAAUCCAACACUCUAUGCCAAAAAUCCGACAUCAUCAUCAUCAACACAAUUACUAUCACUAUCAUCGUACUACAGCUGCAUCUUUGUCAGAGCAACAAAACAGCGCUUCUUCACUUCUAGUAGAAACUUACUGCGAAAAGCGAUCCCCUAGACAAUGCGGUCAUGCAUCAGAUUUUCCUGAUUUAGUUCCAUCUAGGCCUUGUUCAGUGCCUGAAGAGAGCUACUUGAGUCCAGGACCUGAAAUUGUGCUCAAGAUGUCGUUCUUGUCGUCUACAACUAUUAAAAACAAUGGUGCUCCCCAUUUUACAGCACGAUAUGAAGUUGUAGAAACUUCAUCUUUCAUGCAAGAUGUUUCUUCCGAGCUUUGUUUUUCCGUUAUCAAUAGCAGGGAACACCCUUCAGGUACACUCGAAUCACCAAGAAACAUAUUCUUAUAUGGUAGAGGGGGCUCUAAACAUUUGUUAUGCAGAUAUGAACUUCGAGGUACCAAACAGCAAAGAGUACGAAUCAUAGUGAAUGAGAUUUAUUUCCCUUCCACUGUUCUUUGUAACACAGUGUUUGAUGCAGUAACUCAGCGUCACGAAUGUAAAAUUUUCCAACUUUCAAAAUUCGCAGCGAUCAAUGUUACAGAAAUAUGGCAAGAUAUGAAAAUUUUCGUUGGCUGCGCAUGUGAUUCUAGUGCUAGCUUCAUUCUGGAGACUGUAGGGCACCAAGCAGAUGUUGAAUUCCUUGUUAGAAACAUGGGACCCAAAGAUGAUUUUAGGACUUUUAGAUUUACGCUGAGCUAUGAAUUCGUGCCUGCUUCAAGUGUAUGUGAGAAUGCGCAUUCUAGUGGUUCCCACGUCAUGAGUGGCUCUCGUGGACAACUAGGGUUCAGCUUACAUGGAAACCUUCCCUUACAAUGCAGAUGGCUGCUAGCAGCAUUCCCUUCUAGAGCAUUAUACAUCACAAUCAAAGGCCGAAAAUUUGAUAAGGAAUGCAAGAACAAAAUUCUGUUUUACAGUGUUUAUAACAAGGAGCCUUAUGCAGUCUUUUGUUCCUCGAAUGAUGAAAUUUAUGAAUCCUUUUUUACUGAAUCAUGGCAUCCGGAAAACCGCCAUCCUUUCCAUCCUGAUCUCACGUUAAUGGAGUUCCUAAUGGGAGAACCAGGACAACUAGAGAUGAAAUGGAUCGAAGUGACUCGACCUGGCCCAAAUCCCUGCAAAUUAGAAUGCCCAGAACUGGAAGCGUGCAUUGGAGAGGACUUAGCCUGCGAUGGAAUUCAUCACUGUCCAGUGACAGCAAACGACGAAGACCCUGAGCGUUGCACUCAGUUCCCAUUGACUACUCUUGUCCUGUGUACGGCGACAGCUGUGGCACUUUUGGUUAUGACAGCUCUUGGCCUUUUAAUCAGACAUAAACUCACUAAAUCGUCAGACAAGACAGUGAUUCCUCCACCAGAUAUGUACCGAAAUGACUACAAGCGUAAACCCACCAAUAAAUCACCGGUGAGGUAGCAUUCUGCAGAUAGGUUCUGGAUUUCGGAACCACCUCAUGAAGAAGAUGGACUUUAUUUUUCUCAAUCUAACGUCAACAAAGCUCACCUAGAGAACAUGGAUCGAGUUUAUUCUGAGACGAAAGUGUGAUUUGCAACCCAACGAGGAAAAGAAAAUUUUACAAAUGUGUUGCUUUAAUUACUUUAACUACAGUGUCUAACAAAGCUACGUCGUCAGCUUGCAAACUCCAACUGAAACUCGCAGUUCUUGUUGCAAAUGUACCAAAUGAUUUGUGAUAUCGACCGAAGGAGUUGCCUUAGACUGUACCCUGAGUGGGCGUUUCUCAGGAAAUGGCCGCACUGCAGCAGGCAGUACUGAAAGAAAGCUUUAAAAAUGUACUAAUGGAUUAAAAGGACCAGAGUGCUUUUUUACAAAUAUUAAAUACCAGAAUGAGGAAUGGUGCUAGGAAUUCAUCAGACAUGCUUGCUAUUCAAAUGAAAUUCCACUUAAUUGUACAUUUCAUCAAGUAAUUUGGAUUACUAUAUGGUUUAAUUUAAGAUUUAUCGGCCAUGAGAAUUUAAAAUAAAAGCUGUUUUAUGGUUAAAUCAUCGGCAUGAAAUAAUUGUGACUGGGAAAAAGUUAUUUAUGUUGUUUUUGCAUAGUUUAAAUUUUUUAAGUUUAAUGCUGAUAAGUGUGAAUGUCUACAUUGAUCAAAAUUAUUUUGCAGUCGCAGGCUUUCUCUUUCUUUCAUAGCAUAAUGAUUAAUAAUCAUAAUUUCAAACUGGCAUUCUGAAUGAAGAUAACCGUUUUUAGCAAGAUUCGUAUUUGAAUGCAGAUGAAAAAUAUAUCAAUAGAACGCAUAAAUGCAUUCAUUUAUAUUUAUAUGUCAUAAAAAUUUCAGAUGUACCUUAAGUAUUUUUUUC